AUGGACCCCAACUGCCCCUGCUCCACUGGCGGCGCCUGUACCUGCGCUGGCCCCUGUAAGUGCAAAGACUGCAAAUGCAGCAGCUCCAAGAAAAGCUGCUGCUCCUGCUGUCCCGCGGGCUGUGCCAAGUGCGCCAAGGGUUGUGUGUGCAAAGGCGCGUCUGACAAGUGCAGCUGCUGCGCCUGA
Messenger RNA from Sorex fumeus (smoky shrew), 186 nucleotides. Its product is annotated as metallothionein-2A. The coding region runs from base 1 to 186 and encodes 61 amino acids. The record is from RefSeq and is a predicted model, not a curated record. Gene Ontology annotation, molecular function: metal ion binding. NCBI's taxonomy places the organism in Eukaryota, Metazoa, Chordata, Mammalia, Eulipotyphla, Soricidae. The transcript is spliced from 3 exons.